Chaetomium globosum CBS 148.51 is the source of this 378-nucleotide messenger RNA. RefSeq lists its product as uncharacterized. Lineage: Eukaryota; Fungi; Ascomycota; Sordariomycetes; Sordariales; Chaetomiaceae. The record is from RefSeq and is a predicted model, not a curated record. The coding region runs from base 1 to 378 and encodes 125 amino acids. The transcript has a single exon.
AUGUACACCAAGACCAUCCUUCUCGCCUUGUUCGCGGCCUCGACGGCCUCGGCCGCCGUAAUCAGUGCCCGGCAAGCCAACGGAACCGGCGCAGACUUUGGUCAGUGCAACCCGAGCAUGGACUUCCAAUUUGGGCGCAACGGGCGCGCCGCCGACGAGGGCACCUUUCUCCCGUCGGACCCCCUCGUCGCCCAGGGCCAGUCGGAGGCGCUGAACCCCAACAUCAUCACCAACCGCAUCUGCGACCAGCUCACCAACGUGUGCGGCGCCAACGACGCCGCCAAGGCCCUGUGCGCCGACGCCCAGGCUCAGGUUCAAGCGCUCGGUACCAAGGACGCCACCACUGCGGAUGCUUUCAAUGCUGCGCUGGGCUUUUAA